CAAAACGACACGACACGUUGGGAAAACAACGCGCACAAACAACAACGACGACGACGACGACGACAAAGCAAGCGCCACCACCUCAGCUCAGCUCACCACCUCCGCGUCCGGCUGCGAUUGUGUCGCGAUCCCCGCGUCGUCUCUCAGGAUGCUGCCGCUGAAGCGAUUGAUGAAGGAGUACAAAGACCUGGUCCAGAACCCUUCGCCAGGCAUCCUUGCAGGUCCCAUUGAUGAGGACAACUUCUUGGAGUGGGAAGCGUUUGUCACGGGACCUGAGGACACGCCGUUUGAGUUUGGCGUGUUUCGCGCCGUGCUCACGUUCCCUCCAGACUACCCUCACAGCCCUCCCAAGAUGAAGUUCACCUCCAAACUCUUCCAUCCAAACGUGUACCCUGAUGGCUCUGUGUGCAUCUCCAUUCUCCACGCGCCCGGCGAUGACCCCUCCGGCUACGAAACCGCCGCUGAAAGGUGGUCGCCUGUGCAGAGUGUUGACAAGGUGUUGCUGUCUGUUGUGAGUUUACUCGCGGAGCCAAACGACGAGAGCCCCGCCAACGUCGACGCAGCGCCAUGGAACGUGGCUGGUCGCUCACGCACGACGCCAGCAAACCCGGCCAUCACACAGGCAACCGCCACCCACCACAACAGCAAGUUCAUCUCACAUCGCAUAGCAGCAGCAGUAGCACAGCAUCGCAGCAGCACAGCAUCGCAGCAGCGCAGCAAAAAGAAGUGA
Salpingoeca rosetta is the source of this 730-nucleotide messenger RNA. RefSeq names its product ubiquitin carrier protein. The record is from RefSeq and is a predicted model, not a curated record. The coding region runs from base 149 to 730 and encodes 193 amino acids. Lineage: Eukaryota; Choanoflagellata; Craspedida; Salpingoecidae. Gene Ontology annotation, cellular component: cytosol; endoplasmic reticulum. The transcript has 7 exons.